AUGUCCUACGCUGAAGCUGCCUCAUCCCAAGGACCCACCGGAUCUAAAGUCGUCGAGGACCCAUUGAAUCUGACCUCAAAUGACGUCAAGAAGGAGGCCAACGAGGCCCUGAAGAAGGCCUCGAAAGAAGCCGACAAGGUCAAGAAAGACGCUUCCAAGGCCACCGAAGACGCCAUCAAAAAGGGCAAGGCUGCCACCGACAAUGUCAAGAAGGACCUCAAGGAGUUGGAGAAGGAGUCAAGACCAUACAUUGAGCAGGCCACCAACUUCGUCAAGGAGAAGUACCAGGCUGCUGCCAACUUCGUGGGCUCUUACGUCAACAAGGACACCGCGGCUGCUGCUGGCAACGAGCUUCAAAACCCCGUUGUGUUGGGCCAGAUUGCUGUCAUUUUGGGUGGCGCCACUGCCGGCUGGUUUGUGUACUCUGAGCGUGCCAGAAUCAGAUCGGACAACAAGUACGUGGUGGGUAUUCAUGCUGCCGUGAUUACCGGUCUUGUCCUUGCCGACGGCGUGCUCUUCUCGCAGUUGUACCCUAAGUACAAGAAGAACUAA
Messenger RNA from Candidozyma duobushaemuli, 552 nucleotides. RefSeq lists its product as uncharacterized. The record is from RefSeq and is a predicted model, not a curated record. Gene Ontology annotation, molecular function: nascent polypeptide-associated complex binding. The transcript is spliced from 2 exons. The coding region runs from base 1 to 552 and encodes 183 amino acids. Gene Ontology annotation, cellular component: mitochondrial outer membrane. Lineage: Eukaryota; Fungi; Ascomycota; Pichiomycetes; Serinales; Metschnikowiaceae.